CCCAUGACUCUGAGAUAUUUUAACCACAUGUUCAGACCUGAACUACAUAAUAAGCUCUAUGUGUCUGAGCAAAGAGAUUAGUUUAAAUCCAACAGUUUUCAGUAAAACAGAGCAGACUAAUUCCAGCUGGUUGCUUUUAAUAUUUAAUGUCAAAGUAAGCAAAUUAGGUUUUCCCUCUAAAUCCAAAAGCUCCUGAUCUUAUUAUGGUAAAGAAAGCUAAUUCCCCUCUGAAUCCUUUUGAUGUCAUCCUGGUUGCCAUGGCGGUUAAACAAGACCAGCGACACGGCGUGUCCGUUUAAGCGGAUUGUCACCCAUUAGGUCCUUUGAUGAGCCAAAUCUGUUUACGUCUCGUCCAUCGCCGAGGAAGUGACUAAGAAGUGAACUUUAUGGAAAUACACAAACCACGCUUGGACAAAUAAAACAAAGUGAACACGUAUUUCGCUAAGAAACUCAGAGUCACGCUCUCUAAUCGAAAGGAAAGGUGCCUUCAAUUCAAAUCAAUCUAAAUUUUUGGAAACUAUCGAUUAACAAAUGAAGUCUUUCAUGGAAAGGAGCAAGUUCUAUUCCAUUAAAUGUUUUCACCAAAUUUUCAUCAGGUUUUUAAAUCUCUAGCAAAUCUAAAAACUUGUGAUUAUUGUUGACCUGAAAUCCCCCAUUGUAACAAUUAUAAUCAUUGUCUUUUUUAAUGAAGUAAAGGCUUUCCUGAUAACCCAUCUGUCCAUUAUCUAUACCUGAUUAUCCAUCGAGCAACGCUUUCUACUAGAAACCCUGUGACAUGUCCACGUGGACAACUGCUGAUUUAUGUAAAGUUGAAGAUGUCCAUUUUGGAGCAGGGAAUCUUUGUUCACUGCCACUCUUUGAUUUCAUAACAAUAGAAAAUUAGUUUUCCUAUAGACGCAUUGGGGUCCCAGCAGGUUGUAGUUUAUGGGAGGUAUGCAUUUCAGUCGACAUUCUUACCAAUUGCCACUCAUCUGAAGGUUACAUUUGGUUUGUUCUUCCAAACUAAUUAAGUGGUGACAUGCUAAAAUAAAUCAUUCUAACACAGAGUUGUUUGAACAGAUCAUCUCUGAUUUUGAAGCUCUUUGAACCAACAAUACUGUUAAGGUUUCCUUAUGUAUUUAUUUUCCUCCUACCCAUGUGAACAACAGGCCACCAGGGGCUGGUGAAUCAGCUUCCAUUAAUGGGGAUUUAUCUGAUUACUAAAUCUGAGAGUUGGGUUUCACCACCCUAAGGAUUUUAUAAUAAUUCACUCUGGAUCUCAGUCAUCAUUAAUGUCUCACAUUUCCCCCCCUUCAAGUCCCCUGUUACAGCUGCACAAUUCUCCAGAUCUCCCGAGGUUUCCAGCCACUGACCUCAAGGUGUCUAUAAAAGCAGGGAGCAUACUGCCACCAAUGAAUUUCACCAAGACGCCUCAAAGGGAGAAAACCAAACCACGAUCAGCAUCAGUCGGACCGUCCCUCUAACUUCAGACCAUGGACACAGCUGCAGUGGUGACUCUCCUGGCUCUGAUCCUGGCCAUGGCUGGCGUCAGUCAGGCUCUUCAUGUCCAAGGCGGCGGAGAUAAAAAUGACAUACUGGCUGGCAACUCAGAGGAGAACAUGGCCGACCGCCUGUUGGGGCUGGAGAUUGAGAGCAGAGACGACAGUCUUGACGAUCGCCUGCUGGCUUCAGUGCUAAGAGCUCUGCUGCUGGGAUUCCAGAGAGAAACCAGGGAAUCUGUCCUUCAUCAGCCACAGAGGUUUGGCCGCAGCUCCAAAGGGCAGGUAGUGUUGGAGGAUCAGAUCCAAGCUCGGGACUGGGAGGCUGCCCCUGGUCAGAUCUGGAGUAUGGCCGUGCCCCAGAGGUUUGGCAAGAAGUAGUCUGGCAGCUGGACCCGCGCAUCGCUGUUCUGGUACAAGGCUGAGCAGAAGGGGAGAUGUCUACACACUGUAUUAGAAUGAAUAAAAUCUGAAAAAUAUUAUCAUAAUUUUUUUCUUUCUGGGAAAUACUGUGGUCAGCCAAAAGGCAUUUUUUUUAUAUUUUAAAUUCACUUACAGUUGAAAUAACCUUUUUAAAUAUUUUCUUUUGUCUAUUUUCUACCAUAGAAAGCAUAUUAAGUAGUGUUUUUGUCCCUAAUGCGAAUAAUGUAAUUUAACACUCAAAGUUUUUGUUGUAAAUUGUCAAAUAAAACUGCUUUGAACUAAGAAAACUGUGUAAACAUUGAUAAAUGAGUGCAGCUCAGAAUGUACAUAAAUUUGAGUAAAUCU
This is a messenger RNA of Fundulus heteroclitus (mummichog), 2246 nucleotides long. It is a transcript of the gene npffl, whose product is annotated as neuropeptide FF-amide peptide precursor like. Gene Ontology annotation, molecular function: neuropeptide hormone activity. Lineage: Eukaryota; Metazoa; Chordata; Actinopteri; Cyprinodontiformes; Fundulidae. The coding region runs from base 1473 to 1859 and encodes 128 amino acids. The transcript is spliced from 4 exons. The record is from RefSeq and is a predicted model, not a curated record.